AUCACUUGGUUGAAUAUUGCAUAUAAAAUCAGAGUAUUAAAGGUCGAAGCAAUGUCGAAAUAUUAAAUUAGUAUUAAUUUUUAGAAUUAACUAUGAAGAAAUCAUAUCCUUAUGCAGACUAUAUGGGACUGAUUUUUUUAACGUUUUAGCCGGGUUAACUGCUAAUCUUUCAACAUGUUCCUAAUCUGGCAUGAUUAGAUCCAAUGAUCAGUGUACGAGAUUGAGCUUAAUUAUUGGUUCAUUUAACCAUUUUUUGACAUGUUAAUGAAUUUCUAGGGACAUUAUAUAUGUCUAUUUCUAAACACAAUACAAUAUAUAAGACUGGAAUGAGAAAAGUAUUUUCCAUUUUCAAAUUCCUACAACGAGAGGGAAAGUAUCAAUGGUAUAUUUGCCUUCACAAUUAUUAAACUUAUUUAUUUGUAGAAAAUAAACAAGUAUUGGAAUUUGAACCAAUGUAUCUUCCAAAAAAGACAAGAAUCAUAAGCCUGAUUGUCAACCCAAGUUUGACAUGGUUGGGCGAAUCAGUUUUGCCCAAACCCGAGUAUUUGUUAUGAUGUUGGAGGCCCAGUUGGUUAUCAACCCAAACUUGGUCAAACUAAGAAAACCAGUUGAAUUAAGAAAUCGAGUUGAUUCAACUAACUCAUCUAAGCACUGAAUCACUUCAAACGGACAUCAUUUUCAACAAAUCUAAUCACUAGCUUUGUUUACAUGUCGUCCUUUUCCUUAUCAAAGACCCAUGGAGCAACAUGCAUCAACCACCCGUGUUCGGUUAUCUCAUAAUAUCUUUUCCUCCUUUAGUAUGGGCAGGCAACAAUACAAGUCCAAAUCAUCUCAAAAGCCAAUACAGUUCCUCAGUAAUCAAUUCCAUUUCCUUCCAGCAGCAAGGUCACAUCGCCAAUCAACCACAUCUCAAACAAAGAAUAAGCCACAAGAUUAGACGAACAUAUAUUUGGAUUAAGACUUGGUGUGAUUAAUAAAAACCAAUGUCCUCAUUUGUAUAUAGACAUGAAAUCGAAUUGGAGAAGAAGAGUAAGAACAUUGAGAAUGAAAUAUGACAUGCAAUGAAAAGAAGAAAAGAAAAAACUAGAAAAAAGAAAUGGAAAAGGAUAAAAAGAAAGAGGGAAGAGAUUUAGAAAUAAAGCGUCAUUUUAAAGCAUAAGUUCCAAGUUAGAGAAAAAUAUAAAAAUGAAACUUAAUUCCAACGAAUAAGUUAUAUUAAAUCAUCAUUAUAUCUAAAUUUAUCAUAGAAAUUUCAUAAAUAUCUAAGCAUAAUACCUGUGAAUCAAUAAAAUUUGCAUGCACCUGGGUAAAGUUAGGCUUAACCAGGUUAAUCCAAUUCAUCCAUUAAUCCUUAACUCACUUGCUUAAACGACUCAUUGGUGGAAUCGAGUGACAACCUUGGUCAUAACAAAUUAGACUGAACAAAUUUAUUGUAUAUUUUUAAUGGUUUAUAGGUAUAAUAUACUCCUCUAUUAUUCACUAAUGCAUGCAAUUUCAGUUUCCAAACAAAUUUUACUCAAAUACUUUUAUAUAACAAUGAAUGACUACCUAAAUUUUGCUUAGUUUUCAAUGAUAGAUGAGAUGCAAUUAAUUGAUGUAUGAGCUCAAAUAUACCUUUGAUAGACCGUUAAUUACACAUGUUUUUACCCCUGUUCUUACACCGUUUGAGAUGUGGUUUCUCGUGUUUUAGACCGAUUUCACGCUAGGUUGUGCUUGUUUGUGAUAUUUCAGGUCCUGGCAUGUGAAUGAAGGUUUAGGAGCGAGCUCGGGGUCGAUUGGGCGAAGAUCGGGCGCGAGGCAAGUCACAAAGGAGGCCACACAGGCACACCCACAAAUCACACGGCCGUGCAACUCAUAUUUCUGGCCGUGUGAGAUUGUGCGAGAGCAAACACGGCCUGCCCUGACAACACACACGGCCAUGUGAAGGAGUGGCUUGGCCGUGCGAGUUUUGCCGAGAGCAAACACGGGCAGAUGGAAGUCACACACGGCCGUGCCACUCUGGCCGUGUGAGAAGCCUGGAAUUUGACUAAGUGAUACGGUGCGUUUUGCCUCACACGGGCAACUGGGUAGGCCACACGGCCGUGUGGCCCUGCCCGUGUGAGUCGGGAUUUCCUGGUUUUAAGCCAAAUUCCGAACCAAAGAGGAGGAGAGCUGGGUUUUUGGAUCCCAAACACCCAAGGGACGAACCAAAGAGAGAGAGGGCAAUUUGAGGGCAUUCUUGGAGUAGAGAAGGAGGAUUUCUUCGCCUUGGAAGCUUGAGGAACAAGCCCGGACUUGAAGACUGAUCAUCUGAAGAUUCUUACUGCAGUCUCUCUCUUCUCUAUGGAGUAACUUCCCUUCACUUAGGUUUUGAGGAACCCUAGCUAUGUUUGUUUGAUUGGAUGAUUGUAUGAGUACUCUGACUUGAUAAUCUUGAGUUCAUAUUCAAUCUAUGCAUGUUUUCAUUAUUCAAUUCUGCUUUAGUCGAGAUUAUUGAUUCUGAUUUGAUCCUAUGAGAGGGAAUACCUGAUUAGGUCAAUAGAGCACCAUAGAUUUGAGUAGUGGAUCGAUUGCUUUAGUCAAGGGUUGAUUCACUGCUUUGUAUCGAUUGAGAACCUCUUUCGAUAGAGGGAGUCUAGUUCAGAACGCCUUGAUAAGUUGUUCUAGAGAAGGAUACGUCCCUCUAGGCAAUUGACUCAAGAGGGCCUUGUUCCUUUAGUCGAGACUCAAGGUCUAGUCAAGGAUUCUCCGCAUUGUGAAUGAAAGUGAAACAGGUUAGAGAUCAUCAAUCAUUAAUCUGGCUAGUGGCUAGGGGGAAUCAUACCUAAGUGAGUUCCCAACCUGUAAUUAGAUUAACUUUAACUGUAGUUUGCUAGAGUAGUUUUAGUUCUUUCAUCUUAAUCUGAUUUGCUAAAUAAUAAACUGAAGCUGAGUAAUAGUAACUCUAGAGACCCGUGGAUUCGAUAUUUAUCACUUGAGCCACUAUACUGCAGUCCCUUUCAUUGGUUACACUUGGCCUUUGUUAGGUGUUGUGUUUUAGAGCAUCAAGUUUUUGGCUCCGUUGCCGGGGAGUUUCUAGAGUAUUAGGAAAGGCAGAAGUUUGUUACUUUAGCGUUUUUCUUUUCUUUUCCACCCUUGCUUUUCACUUGGGUGUUUUUGUUGGUGCAGAUCUGAAUCAUGGAUCCUAAUGGCUUCUCCAAUCAUUGGGGGUAUCCACCACCACCUGAGUGGUAUUACCCCGAGACUCCCUGGAGCAAUCAAGGAAGAGAAGACUAUGGAUUCGGGUUCCAGUACCAACCCCCUUACUACGGAGAACAACCGGAUCCCUGGGCAUAUCAAGAACAACCUCAUUACCAAGAAGAAUUUUUCCCACAACCAGAGGGGCCAUUGGAGCUGGAGUUACCCAUGGCGGCCUUCACGGGCAAUUCUGCAGAGCCAUACUACACUCCACAGCCAGAUCCACACUAUGAAUUGAGACUUCUCAUGGAGCAGUUUGCUCGAGACUGUGAUAGAACAUGCUCCAGGAUGGAUCAUUGUGUCCAGGCCUAUCGUGAAACAGAGGAGAUCCUCCUGAGCCUUAAGAAGAGCGUCGAUGAUCUUGAGCGAUCUUGGGCACAGCCUGCUCCAGAUCACCCUUCUGCUACCAUACAAGAAGAGGAGGAGGAAGAAGAAGGCUACAAGGACAUUGUGGAGCACACUGAAGUUGUCACGGAGAGCUCCCGUGAUGAUCAUGAUCAGGAGUGUCCUGUCGUAGCCGACCACACCUUCCCACACCCCAAACUGCGCUUUAAAGAGGCGGGCAUGAGUGAGGAGUUGCAAGAAGAUCUCAUGAAAGAAAUUGCUUGGCAACUUGCUCUCCAAUCCGUGCUAGAAGAAGAAGAGCAACAAAGGGUGCAGAAAGAAGUUGUGGAGGAUGACGAAAGUGAAGCAGGAGGAGUUCUUGAUCAUUUCCCAGGGGUGAUACAACAUGAAGAAGAAAGGGGGGUUGAAGAAGCAAUUGGCGUCCAGGCUGAGGACGGAGUUAAGGUGGAAGAGGCCUGCACCGGCCAUGAGUUACAUGUGAUAUCUCCACCAAACUUUGAGGAACUGCUUAGCAAGGACCCAUUUGCAGUGUCUCUUUGCCAGACCAAGGCCACCUCGACAUCGGUCCCUCUUGGUGGACGCGAUGGUGGCCAAUCGAUGCUGUCAUAUCUGGUUUGGGGCAAUGAGACGAGAGAAGAGAAGGAGAGGUCUCGAGGGUGGAGACUUCAUCUGCAUCAAGUACAUGAGCCUUCAUCACCUGCCACACCACAUGCUCGUGACUUGAGACUCCACCUCAUCGACGAGAACCUCAACUUCAAGGAGGUUCUAGCAUGGACCGAAACUUAGGAGCCAUCGUCCGGCUCACGACGUGAAAGAAGCGCUUGUUGGGAGGCAACCCAACCAGUCGGUUUGCAUUUCUGUCUCUAUUUCUCCUCGGUUGAGUCAGUUUUGCUAUUUGAUUUUAGAGUCAAUAACUCAACCUUUGUGAG
Messenger RNA from Linum trigynum, 4490 nucleotides. The record is from the annotation of a GenBank genome assembly. NCBI's taxonomy places the organism in Eukaryota, Viridiplantae, Streptophyta, Magnoliopsida, Malpighiales, Linaceae.